AUGGACGCAUCCUCCAAGGAUGCUCUUCCAAAAAAUCCCAGUCUGGACUCAUUUGAUCCCAAAAUCCGCGUCCCCAUCGUCAGGAGGGGGAAGGCAGCGCCCGAGCCCGGGGGAGCCGAGCCCCGGCCGAAGGGCGUGGACCGUGCCAGGCGCUCCAAUCAGCCCCGGGAGGUUUGGCCCGGCCGGAUAAAUGCGGGCCCGGGCCGGAUAAAGGCGGCGAGCCCCGGGCAGGAGCGGCCGGAGCCGGGCAGGAGCGGCCGGGACGCGGCAGAGCUCGGCCCGCACCCCCCGGCCAUGAGCGGCUCCCCCGGGCCAGCCCCGCGGGCCCAGCCCGGCCCCGCACGGCCCCGCAGCUCCUUCCUCAUCCAGGACAUCCUCUGGGAGCCCGAGCCAGCCCCGGGCAGCGGGAACGCGGAGCUGGGAGCGGCCAGCGAGGAGAGCGGCGCGGGCAGCGCGGCCACGGGAGCGCCCCCCGAGGGUCCCCAGCGCCCCGGAGCCCCGGGGACAGCGACGGGAGCCGAGCCAGAGGCGCCGCUGGAGCCGUUCCUGCCCGAGCGCGGCCCCGCCGCGGCCCCGCCGCCCCCCAGGCCGGGCAAACGCUCCCGAGCCGCCUUUUCCCACAGCCAGGUGAUCGAACUGGAGCGCAAAUUCAGCCACCAGAGAUACCUGUCAGCCCCGGAGAGAGCGCACCUGGCCCGGCACCUGCAGCUCACCGAGACCCAGGUCAAGAUCUGGUUCCAGAACAGGAGGUACAAGACCAAGAGGAAACAGGUGGUGGCCGGGAUCAGCCGCUCGGACUCGCGCCAGGAAGCGCCAGAAUUCCCGGGAAUGUCGCUGCUGGCGCUCAGGGGCGCCUGGCCCUACCUGCCCUGCCUGUACUACGUCAAUUCCUGGAGCCCCUCCUGGUAG
Agelaius phoeniceus (red-winged blackbird) is the source of this 909-nucleotide messenger RNA. Lineage: Eukaryota; Metazoa; Chordata; Aves; Passeriformes; Icteridae. The record is from RefSeq and is a predicted model, not a curated record.